UCUCUCUCGAUAUCUCACUUUCUCUUUUCUUGAAGUCUUUGAUCCCUUCGCAAGUUAUUCAAGACCUCAUUUUUUAUGGGUGAAACCCCCCACCACUUCUAUCUCCACCCUUCUCUUCCCUCCUCCAAUCUCAUUGACAGUUUCUCUCAGCAUUCUCGCUCUCAUUCUGAUUGCUGUUGCUGUUGCUCUCGCUCCUCUUUGUCUCCAACAUCAACCUCAUAAGACCCAGCCUUCCGAACGAACGUCAACCAGUUAAUCUCAUAUCCCAUCCAUUGAACCCCAGAUGCAUCCGGUCCUCUGUUCUCAGCCGUCAUCCCGAUCUUCUGUUCGUAGUUACAUUUGCCUCAUUCUACUUUAUUUAUGUAGAGGCAUAUCAGGAGCUACAUUCACUCUAAUCAACCGGUGCGACUUCACAGUGUGGCCGGGCGUUCUGGCCAAUGCGGGCAGCGCUGCAUUGGGCAGCACCGGGUUCGAGCUCCCUCCUGGCACCUCGCGAUCCUUCCAAGCUCCCCCGACCUGGUCUGGCCGGUUCUGGGGCCGAACCGGCUGCAGCUUCGACCCCUCAACCAGCCAGGGUAGUUGUGCCACCGGGGACUGCGGCUCCAACCAAGUCGAGUGCAACGGGGCCGGGGCAGCCCCACCCGCUACCCUUGCUGAGUUCACGGUCCAAACGGGCGGUGCCCAGGACUUCUACGACGUUAGCCUGGUCGACGGGUACAACCUGCCCAUGCUCGUGGAUGCGAGCGGCGGGUCCGGUGCGUGCCUUUCCACCGGGUGCGUGACGGACUUGAACCAGCAGUGCCCGGCCGAGCUGCGGGACGGCUCAGGCCAGGCCUGCAAGAGCGCGUGCGAGGCAUUCGGGAGCCCCCAGUACUGCUGCAGUGGCGCAUACGGCUCGCCAGACACUUGCCAGCCGUCAAUUUAUUCGCAGAUGUUCAAGGCCGCAUGCCCGAGGUCAUAUAGUUACGCAUAUGACGAUCGGACGAGUACAUUUACAUGCACCGGCGCGAAUUACGCAAUCACAUUCUGCCCUUCAUUAUCAGCAAGUCAAAAAUCUGCCACGGACGGGUCUUCGAAUGCCGGAACGACAAGUGGAAACAGCUCGGGAACAACCAGCUCGGGAACAACCGAUUCGAACCAGAGUCAUCCGGACGACAACCCUCCAUGGUUACUGGGUUUCACCAUCGGAAACUCGAGCGGCACCCUUCUCUCUCGUUGCGAUUGGCCGUGGCUUCUGUCUGUCAUCGUCUCUCUAUCUCUCUGUUCUCUACAUUCGUAAUUACUCUUUAUAACACAUUGUUCCACAUACACAAGUUUUCAGUCACACCCUUAGACUAGAGGCCAAUAUUCGAGGCGACCUUGUGUAGAUAUUUCGAAUGCUUUGUUGGAAACGGUAAUACGAACUGUUUAUCUUCGAUCA
This is a messenger RNA of Syzygium oleosum, 1420 nucleotides long. RefSeq names its product thaumatin-like protein 1. NCBI's taxonomy places the organism in Eukaryota, Viridiplantae, Streptophyta, Magnoliopsida, Myrtales, Myrtaceae. Gene Ontology annotation, biological process: defense response. Gene Ontology annotation, cellular component: extracellular region. The record is from RefSeq and is a predicted model, not a curated record. Bases 284 to 1279 code for a protein of 331 amino acids. The transcript is spliced from 3 exons.